This is a messenger RNA of Trypanosoma grayi, 675 nucleotides long. RefSeq names its product 60S acidic ribosomal protein P0. Bases 1 to 675 code for a protein of 224 amino acids. Gene Ontology annotation, cellular component: preribosome, large subunit precursor; nucleolus. Gene Ontology annotation, biological process: ribosomal large subunit assembly; ribosomal large subunit biogenesis; rRNA processing. Gene Ontology annotation, molecular function: RNA binding. Lineage: Eukaryota; Euglenozoa; Kinetoplastea; Trypanosomatida; Trypanosomatidae. The record is from RefSeq and is a predicted model, not a curated record. The transcript has a single exon.
AUGCCCAAGUCGAAGCGUGCCAAGAUAGUUCCGCUUACGAAGACACGCGCGCAGACGCGUGAGAACAAGGAUGAGCUCAUCAACCGGAUUCGCGAGGCCCUGGACGACUACACAGAUGUGUACACGUUCCAGCUCUCCAAUAUCCGCACAAACAUCCUGCAACAGAUCCGCGAGGAGCGCAAGGCAGACAGCCGUCUCUUCCUUGGCAACAACAAGCUGCUCAUGGUCGCGCUGGGCCGCGAUGAGGAGAGUUCGCAGCGCCCUAAUCUGCACAAGCUGAGCAAGUUCCUCGUGGGCUCCUGUGGCCUGUUAUUCACAAACCUACCCAAGAAGGAGGUGAAGAGCUACUUCGCCUCAGUCGGUGCGCAGGUGUACGCGCGCACGGGGCAGACAGCGACUAGCUCUCUAGUGUUGCACGCCGGUCCGCUGCCACAGUUUCCACACAGCAUGUUUGACCACCUGUCGAAGCUCGGUUUGCCCAUUAAACUCGACAAGGGUGUGAUUGUUCUCUUGCAGGACACGACCGUCUGCGAGCCCAACGAUACCCUCAGCGUGGAGGCUGCACAGCUGCUGAAACUGUUCGGCGUUCAGUCGGCGGAGUUUAGGAUUGACCUCACAGCACACUGGGCAAAUGGCGUCUCCAGCAAAAUUUCCAGCCGGAAGGAGGAGAAGUAA